AUGAGGGAUGAUCUCCUUUCUCAAUUUAUCAAUGAACCAGAGGCUAUACUCUAUGCCCUCUAUCUGGGUCCGCUAGGUGCGCCGACAGUUGAGGCUUUUGCUUCCGGGAGAAGUGCAGACUUUCGUAAGCAGUGUCGUGCUGUAUUAGCAAAUGUGGAAGAGGCGAUGAGGACUUCUGAGGAGUUCAGCGCCAGAAAACCUUCACGAAUUAGCAAUGAUAAUCCGGAGUUGUGCACUUAUCAAAUAUUUCGAAGAAAUGCGCAGGCUCUAAUGCGAGAUUUGAGAGGAGAAGUAAGAACCGACGGUAGCAUUCCGAUGGGAUGGGCAUGUGCUGCCUUGAAGAAAUUUGCAAAGAAGACAUACGUAGACAGGGUCUGUAAGCUCCUCGAUCGGUUCAUUAAUGCCUAUCAUCGAGCUGAAUACAUGUCUGUUUAG
Molecule: messenger RNA, 435 nt
Organism: Strongylus vulgaris
Lineage: Eukaryota; Metazoa; Nematoda; Chromadorea; Rhabditida; Strongylidae
Source: the annotation of a GenBank genome assembly